UUUUUCUGUAUUGUUGUGGUUGUGGGUUUAAGGUUUUUUCAACAGUUUGUGAUUGAAGUUAAUCUUGCUCGUGUUUGGUUGUUAAGGAUUGGAUUUUUUUUGUAUGGGUUUGCGAUUCUUUGUUUAGAGGAUGAGAAUCAAGAUAAAUUGAUAUUGGGAUAUGUAAAAUUGUGUGUCAUCGUUCUGAAUUUCUGCUUAUUCCAAUGGGGGAUUGUUGAUAUGAAAAAUAGAGAAGCUAUGACAUAUGUUUUCAGAGAUUGACGCGGGAUUGUGAUCGAACUUGUUAGUGUUCAUGCGGCUCAUGUAAUAUCCUUUGUCCAUUUGAUAAGAGGAUCAUGGAUGGUGAUAUAUGGUUGCUGAGUUCUCUCCAGUGCUCAAACCAUUUGCAAUCUUUGAUAACUUAUAAGGAACUUUAUAUUACGCAGUCGAGUGCAGCUAGGGAGGGUUUAUUGAAUUUUCGAACAUUAAAAACAGGGGUGGACGCAUAUAACAUGCUUAGUGGGCUAUAUUUUCUACAUUUUGAGCCCCCCUGGUUAAGAUGCUGGUUUAUUGUCGGUCGAGACUUAUCCUUGUUGAAGUUGGAUCGUCUGGUCAUCUAUGUGGGUAGUUAUCAUAAUGAAUUGAAGCUUUAUCUCGUAGUGCUUGCAUGAUUCUAGAAAGACGGCUAUAUUUGGUGAUAUGUUGGGUAUGUGCUUCUGAUCUUAUUCCUAUGUUCUAGAACAUUCUUUUUCCAUGGCAUCAUAUGUACAAGACCAUGGAUUCACGUACGCAAGCUAAGCUUUGAGCAUCACUUGAGUAGUGAACUUAAACUCAGGGUAUCUUUAUUUUCGAAGAGAAAAUUCAAAGAUGCGCUUUGUUCCAUUCAGGCUUUGAGAAAGGAUGAUAUCAGCAAAAAGGCCAGGCUUAACUAACUCAUCGAUCUACACAAGAUACUCUUUUCGGGAAACAUCUUGUCAAACUUCAGCAAAACCCUCUAGAAAUUUUAUGAGAAUUAUGUAUGAUCUAGAUCCCGAUGUUGUACGAUGGGGUCUUCACCUCAUAGAUGUUUGCUCAUUAGGAAACAAUGGCUCUCCACCAGCUGUGACAUGUUAUGUGGAGGACAAAUCGACGACUGAUACAUUGAAGGUGGGCUUUUGUACUACAGUGGAAUCUGUAGUGGAGAAUGAUAAGGCAAUUGCUCAAGCUCUUCAGGAAGAGUUGUCAAGACUUGAUGCUGCACCUGGAGGAUCUGUAUCUUCUGGAGAACAACAUCAGAAAGAAUCGAUUCUUGCUCAGAAUUGGCUCGGACCUUCAGGAAGGCACUUCAGCUCUGAGUGGCAGGAUACCUUACCGGAGAUUGAAAAUGAUUCAGUUAUCGAUGGUGAAUUGGGGAAAAGGCUGAACCAGUUGGUUCCAAUUCCUCAUGUUCCUAAAAUCAACGGUGAGAUACCCUCCGUUGAUGAAGCUACGUCAGACCAUCAAAGGCUUUUGGAUAGAUUGCAAUUAUAUGAGUUGGUUGAACUCAAGAUUUCAGGAGACGGAAACUGUCAGUUCCGUUCGUUAUCUGAUCAAAUAUAUCGGACCUCAGAGUGUCACAAAUUUGUAAGAGAACAAGUAGUCAACCAGCUGAAGUUACGACCGGACUUGUAUGAAAAUUAUGUCCCAAUGGCUUAUGGUGAUUACAUAAAGAAAAUGAGCAAGAACGGGGAAUGGGGUGAUCACGUCACAUUGCAGGCUGCUGCAGAUUGGUUUGGAAUAAAAAUGUUCGUCGUUACAUCAUUUAAGGAUACAUGCUACAUCGAGAUCCUUCCACAAACUGAACAGAAGUCUAAUAGAACUAUAUUCUUGAGCUUCUGGGCUGAGGUCCACUAUAACUCGAUAUAUCCAUUAGGAGAAUUGCCUGAGAUAGAGAGCAAGAAAAAGAAGCGAUGGUGGUGGUGAAUGGUGAUCGUUUUUAGCAUGCAGACACGCAGUCUUCGACUCCCCCUUCUUUAGCUGCUGCGUCUCUGCUUUAGCUGUGUAUAGCAAUUUUGAUGGCACAUUUGAUUCUCUAUUCUUUCAUUGUUACUUGGUAGUGUAGAUAUGUAUCAUCAUUUUAGAUUGUAAUUAGAUUUUUAGGAAUCCUUUUUCUCUUGAUUGAGGUUUCCAUCUGUAUAGAAAUAAAUCUUCACGCAGAUAUGCGUGUUUGUCUCA
Molecule: messenger RNA, 2172 nt
Organism: Salvia miltiorrhiza (redroot sage)
Lineage: Eukaryota; Viridiplantae; Streptophyta; Magnoliopsida; Lamiales; Lamiaceae
Product: OVARIAN TUMOR DOMAIN-containing deubiquitinating enzyme 9
Exons: 11
Coding region: 880-1920 (346 amino acids)
Biological process (GO): protein deubiquitination
Molecular function (GO): cysteine-type deubiquitinase activity
Source: RefSeq, a predicted model, not a curated record